UCACAGUGUGGAUAAGCUUUUUUCGUUUUCAGGUUUCCAUCACAAACGUUUGAAAACAAUGCAAGUCUCUCUUCUGAAUUUUGUCCUCUCAUGAAGGACAUUUUCUAACUUUGAUACCAUUUCUCCUCUCUCUUUCUCUCUUUUGUUGCAUUUCCAUUUCCAUUUCCAUCCAUGGCUGCUCUCACCUCUCUGUCUUUCUCAGCAGUGACUCAAUGCUCAGAAAGAAAAGCCACUCUAUCCUCCACUCGUUUCCUUGCUUCCAAUUCUGAGGUCUUUAGGAUUCGAACCGACUUCUCUUACCAUUAUGGGGGUGUUCGAGCUUCCAAUUCUUCAUCUAAAAUGGUUAUUCAAUGCAUGUCUUCUGAGACAGAUGUUCCUCCCCCUGUUUCCGAGACAAAGUUAAGUUUUCUUAAGGCAUAUAAGCGACCAAUCCCUAGUAUCUACAACAAUGUCCUGCAAGAGCUGAUUGUCCAGCAACAUUUAAUGAAAUACAAGGCAUCAUACCGGUAUGACCCUGUGUUUGCUCUUGGUUUUGUCACUGUAUAUGAUAAACUCAUGGAGGGGUACCCUAGUGAUGAGGACAGAGAUGCCAUCUUCCAAGCCUACAUCAAUGCAUUGAAGGAAGACCCAGAACAAUACAGAAAAGAUGCACAAAAGUUGGAAGAGUGGGCCCGGGCUCAAAACCCAACUUCCCUGGUUGAGUUUUCAUCCAAAGAAGGAGAAGUGGAGGGGAUCUUAAAGGAUAUUGCAGUAAGAGCAGGGGGAAAGGGUGAAUUCAGUUAUAGUCGUUUCUUUGCUGUAGGCCUCUUUCGUCUUCUUGAGUUGGCAAAUGCAACGGAACCAACAAUUUUGGAAAAGCUUUGCGCGGCUUUGAACAUUGACAAAAGAAGUGUUGAUCGGGACUUGGAUGUGUAUCGUAAUCUGCUUUCUAGGUUGGUUCAAGCUAAAGAGCUGCUAAGGGAAUAUGUUGACAGGGAGAAGAAGAAAAGAGAAGAAAGGGCCGAGCCACAGAAGGCUAAUGAGGCCGUUACAAAAUGUUUGGGGCAUCAAUUGUCUGUCCUGUAGUCUUCUGAAACAGUCUCCUGGUUAAGACUUCUUAUCCUUGACAUGCAUUUUUCUCGAUCCUAUGAGUUGGAUAAGCAGAGAAAAUGCUUGAUUUCCCAUAUUGUACUUAGGUAAAAUGUAAUCUUUUAUCAUGGUUAGACACCAACCCUUGUUUCCCCAAAACAACAAUUCACCCGGCCAUCACCGUUGCAUGUAUUUUCUCCUACCAGUUAGUACAAAUGUAUUACUUCUCAAACGCAAGCUGAAGGCAUAUAUUCUGCCCAUAGUUUCGUGUUUUCUUUCUUUUCUCCCCCAACAUUUAUGUGUGUGCACUGCACAGACACACACAGAGACUCACCAUUUGAAAUCAAUUUUAUAAUUAAUUUGCUGUCAUUAAUAACUAA
Lotus japonicus is the source of this 1448-nucleotide messenger RNA. Its product is annotated as protein THYLAKOID FORMATION1, chloroplastic-like. Gene Ontology annotation, cellular component: chloroplast thylakoid. The transcript is spliced from 5 exons. The record is from RefSeq and is a predicted model, not a curated record. Gene Ontology annotation, biological process: protein import into chloroplast thylakoid membrane; photosynthesis; protein import into chloroplast stroma. Lineage: Eukaryota; Viridiplantae; Streptophyta; Magnoliopsida; Fabales; Fabaceae. The coding region runs from base 172 to 1065 and encodes 297 amino acids.